UACACUUUUGUCUAUUCACUAUUGUCGCUUCUCAUCCAACAGUUGACAUUUCAUUUCAAGUGAUGCUUUGAGAAUAAAUUUGUUCGAUUUUAAUGUAUUUAUAACAAGACUAAUACAGUUUCACACUUUUUAAUUAUUUUGCUUAAAAUGUGACGUUAGAGUUUUUAAUCUUAGGAAUAUGCUGACAAAUUGGUUACUAAUUACCAGUUGAAUUUGACAAGGUCUAUUACAAAACACUUGUAAUUUGUGUCUACCUAGUUGUGUGGUUUGUUUUUAUCCGAAAGGUCUAUUUUUUUCGAUGCAUUUCCGUGGCUUUUAUUCAGUGAUAAUCAAGUUCAAGUUGAAAUGGUUCGAGUCAAUAGUCUGAUGGCCUCUCAGGAGGGUGUUAAAACUCCUCACCGCAUUGAGCUUUUUGAAGAAAAGAUAACAAAACCCAAAAGAAAUUAUAGAAAACGCAGAAUAGUGGUUGCAACACCAACAAAAACCGAAAAUGAAGAAAUAACAUCAGAACCACCAAUAAAAAAAGAAAUUAAAUCAAAACCUCUUAAAUCAAAUAACGGCAUCAGCAUAAUGACGAAUGGAAUAAAUGUGAGGUCUCGUGCAGCGCGUGCAGCUGCUCGAACAGCUGAUAGUCAUAAACUCACUGAAUAUUUUAAGGAGGAGUUAAAAAGUCCCAAAGUAGAGAACCCUCCAUCUCCCCCGCCAAUGGAAAAGACUGCUAAAGUUGAAUCAAAGGCUGUGAAUGGCAGCAAUCAUAAAUUAACUGAAUAUUUUCCUGUGAGGCGAAGUGUAAGGAAGACUUCAAAAUGUGUUAUGGCUGAAAAGAUGAGAGACUUGGAGAGAGCAAUCAGAGAACAAAAGGAGGAUGGGCUACAGGUCUCUUAUUUCGAUGGCAAAGGUCGUGGAGUUAUAGCUACGCGUCCUUUCUAUCGCGGACAGUAUGUAGUAGAGUAUGUGGGUGAACUGGUGGGAGUGGCAGAGGCUAGGGAGCGCGAACGGAAGUAUGCACAGGAUCCUAAUGCUGGCUGCUAUAUGUAUUACUUUAGACUGCAAGAUCAACAGUAUUGUAUUGACGCGACCUCCGAAUCGGGGCGGCUCGGUCGUCUAGUGAACCACUCCCGCAACGGUAACUUGUCAACAAAAGCGGUGUGGGUGGACCGACCCAGGUUGGUGCUGCUCGCCGCUCAGGACAUAUCGCCUGGGGAGGAGCUCACUUAUGACUAUGGGGAUCGGUCUAAGGAGUCGCUGCGUCACCAUCCUUGGCUUGCGCUUUGACCUGGAUUGCCUUCAGAAAUCUCAAUUGGACUACUAAGAAUUAUUUAUUAAUUUAAACUUAGCUGUUAAGUUUGUUUGUUAUAAUUAUGUAAGGUUUGAUAUUUAAUAUAAUGUUAUGUAGUGACACAAGUGGCCUAGGAAUAGUUUUGAUACUUGAACAGGGUGGUUCUUGUAUUGCCUUAUGCCACAAGGAUUGAACUUGUAUGUAAGGUGAAAAAUUAAGCUUGAAAUCAUGCUAUCCCAUUUUAGUAGCUAGCCAAAGAAUUAGUAAAAAAAUAUAGAAAUGUUCUAUAAGUAUCACAGACAUGUUGGUCUCUGUCUAACUUCUGAUACAGUGAAGAGAGCGAAUGGGAUAGCAUGUGGUUUCGCUAUCCUCUAAUGACGAGUAUUUGCUAUACAUUUACGUCAUUGCGCUGAUAUUGAGCAAAUGACCUAUUUGUAUUCCUAGACGAUGGUAUACGGAAAUGUUAAUGAUCGGACAAACUUACAAAAUAAGUAUUUCCAUAGUAUCAGUAUUUACGGUUAUAUCUACUUAAAGAGAAGAUUACAUUUGAUUGUAAGCUAGCGAUAUGUUACUAGGAGUGUUGAAGAAACAGUACAUGUUAUGAACAUAAUAAUCGAAUGAAUGCCUCUGAAAGAGAGCUGUAUUCAUUCGUCAUAAUUUAUCCAAACGAGAAGCUAUUUUUAUUGCACAUUUAGUCAAUAAAGAUAAUUAAAUAAAUAACUUCUAGUGGUAUGAGAGUUCUCGGUUUAACUGCUAAUCUGUUUAAGUAAUAUUACCGGUUAAACUAGAGAGUUUCCACUGGAAGCUAGGGUACGUUGGAUGCGCUGAUAGUAGGCUGGAUACAAUGACGGUAGAUGAGAGAAAAAAACCAA
Zerene cesonia (dogface butterfly) is the source of this 2151-nucleotide messenger RNA. RefSeq names its product histone-lysine N-methyltransferase PR-Set7 (gene Set8). Gene Ontology annotation, molecular function: histone H4K20 methyltransferase activity; protein binding. The record is from RefSeq and is a predicted model, not a curated record. NCBI's taxonomy places the organism in Eukaryota, Metazoa, Arthropoda, Insecta, Lepidoptera, Pieridae. The transcript is spliced from 6 exons. The coding region runs from base 346 to 1275 and encodes 309 amino acids.